Messenger RNA from Prunus dulcis (almond), 1107 nucleotides. Its product is annotated as probable disease resistance protein At4g19520. Lineage: Eukaryota; Viridiplantae; Streptophyta; Magnoliopsida; Rosales; Rosaceae. The record is from RefSeq and is a predicted model, not a curated record. Bases 1 to 1107 code for a protein of 368 amino acids. The transcript has a single exon.
AUGCCUGUCAACAUUGAAUCCUUAGAUUUAUCUAAGACUGCAGUAAAGGAAUUGCCUUCAUCAGUUUGGUCUCUAGAAAAACUUUGUUCCUUGAAUGUUAAUCAUUGUAAAGCCCUUGAGAAACUUCCGAGCAACAGUUGUAAUCUGAAAGUCUCCGGUACUUUUAGUCUAAACGGCUGCGUUUCUCUUGGCGAGUUUUCGGAGCUUCCCAGGUAUACAAGUUACCUAGAUUUGAGUAAGACAGCAAUAAAAGAAUUGCCGUCAUCAUUGGAGUCUCUCUUCGGUCUCACUUCAAUUCGUCUCUUCGCUUGCGGCAGCCUUCUGAGUCUCUCAACAAGCAUUCACAAGUUAAAAUCUCGUGAGAUUCUUGAUCUUCAAUUAUGCUCUGAAUUCCAGUACUUCCCAGAAAUACUGAAGCCUAUGGAACAUUUGACGUCUCUUAGUUUAUCAAGUACAGCGGUUAAAGUUCUACCCUCAUCGAUAGGAAAUCUAAUUGGGCUUCGAAAAUUAGAUCUCCAUCACUGCGGGGACCUUGAGGUUGUCCCAAACAGUAUCUACAGUACAAGUAAUCUUGAAACUCUCAACUUUCAUGGCUGCUGGUGCCUUGGGAAAUUGCCUCCCGUCUCAGUAGACCAAGUCAGAUUGCUCUCUUUGAAAGAACUAAUCCUCGCUGAGUGCGGUAUCAAAGAAAUCCCUGAUGCCCUCGUUUGCUUAACCUCAUUAUGUUCCUUCGAUUUGAAAGAUACCGAAAUUAAGAGCAUACCUGCAAGCAUCAAACAAGCUGCUCAGCCGUCUUCCCUGUGCCUAACCUAUUGCCAGAGCCUUGAAUCUUUGCCAGAACUCCCCCCAUUGCUGCAAUGUCUUGAAGCAGGUCGUUGCACGUCACUGAAGAAAGUGUCAAGUUCAAGGACUGCACUCACACAAGGUUGGGACGUAUUUUCUCCUCCACGGCUUGAGGAGAAACCUAUAUUUUCUGGAUGCCCAAAGUUGGAUGAGAAUGCAAGAAGUGUUGGGUUUUUAGAGAACAAAAUAGUGAUUUUAUUUAUUCAACAAAAGAUAGGUACAAGGUUUUAUAAAGGAGUAGGCGUAUUGGCCUUCAACAACUAG